Messenger RNA from Ambispora gerdemannii, 1554 nucleotides. The record is from the annotation of a GenBank genome assembly. NCBI's taxonomy places the organism in Eukaryota, Fungi, Glomeromycota, Glomeromycetes, Archaeosporales, Ambisporaceae.
AUGUCUAUUACUACAACUAUUCUCGCACCCACCAUUAGCCUCACUACUAUUCAAGAAGAAGCAAAUUCAGUGGAUAGUUCAAAUACUGACAACAGUCGUAUUGAAAAAAAUGAUCAAAAAGAUCUGGUAGAUUUUCUUGGUAAAGAUUUGGGCAUUAAACUUUAUCCAUAUUUACAAUUUGAAGACGUUACGCCGUUGAAACGUAAAGACAAUGCUAAAAGCACUGUGAGAACUGGAUUCUGGACUUUUCGUUCAAAAGAAGUCGCAUUGAAGGAAUUGCCUGAAAUAAUAAAAAAAGACGAAGAAAAAAGUCAACAGCUCUAUAAUGAGCUACGUUUGCUCAAGAAAUUAACCCUUCAUGAGAACAUCCUACAAUAUCAUUGUAUAACGCAAGAGCCAGAAUCCGAAAAAUAUCUUUUAGUACUCCAACACAUAGACAGUGGCGAUUUACGUUCAUAUUUAGAGAAGAAUGCGAAAGAGAUGUCUUGGGUGCAUAAAUUACGUCUAACUAAAGGCAUCGCUUAUGCACUUCAUCAUCUACACAAAUCAGGAAUAAUACAUCGUCGUUUGCGUUCAUCCAAUAUCCUAAUAAAUCGCGGUAGAGCAAUUUUGACAGAUCCGAUUACUUUCACUUUGGAAUAUCAUUCAUCAUCAUCACCAGCACAAAGUACUCUGCCGUUCAUCGACCCUAAAUUAUUAGAGGAUCCAAAUUUAACGCCAGACUCACGAUCAGAUAUUUACAGUUUGGGAAUGAUAAUGUGGGAGAUAUCAAGUGGACGACAACCAUUUUCUUUCGCUUUAUCUGAUCAAAAUUUCGUGAAUGGUAUUAUCGAUGGAAAACGUGAAUCUCCUGUACUUGGAACGCCCGUCGAAUACAUUCAACUAUUUACCAAAUGCUGGAAUUCGGAUCCUGAUCAAAGACCAACCAUCAAGGAAGUAUGUGAGCGAUUAGAGGAUAUGAUGUUGACACCAGUUCUUCAAAAGCAUGACCAAAAACAGGGCCACGAUGAAUAUUUUGAAGAUGAAGGCAUUCAAUCGGACGCAAAUGGAUCUUUAGGGAUAGAAAAGCGAGGUAUUCACAGCAAUGAUCCCACCUUUAACUUUGAUACAAUCAACGAUGACCCAAUGGAAACGCAUCAUAACAAACAUGAAUCAAAGUUUGAAAUUGUAGAGAAUAACGAUGUUGAAUCAGAGUCGAAGUUUGAAAUUAUAGAAAAUGGCGACGUUGAAUCAGAUUCGUCGUCGAAUUAUCCAGAAAGUAUUAUAGAACAAGAUGAUGAUGAUGAAAUAGGAGUAGUUGAUAAUAACAAGUCUCCAAUACCGGAUAAACUUCCUGUUUCGGAAGAACUUGAUAUAAAUGAUAGUUUUAUUUCUGAGACACAUGAUCCGCAUCAGCAAACCUCAUCAACACCAACACCAGAUAUCGCUUAUGUUGCUGCUCCUACGAAACGAAAAUCGAAAAAAAAGUUUUUCAAAAAGGGAUCGUUAAAGGAGUUCGUGAAAAAAUUAUUCCGUAUAAAACCAAUUUCACGAAAAAAAGAAAAAAAGGCGUAA